This is a messenger RNA of Hirsutella rhossiliensis, 417 nucleotides long. RefSeq lists its product as uncharacterized. The transcript has 2 exons. Lineage: Eukaryota; Fungi; Ascomycota; Sordariomycetes; Hypocreales; Ophiocordycipitaceae. The coding region runs from base 1 to 417 and encodes 138 amino acids. Gene Ontology annotation, cellular component: nucleolus. The record is from RefSeq and is a predicted model, not a curated record.
AUGCCUUCGGACGACUACGCUGCCAUUGGCGGCGGCGCCUUGCGUCUCAAGGGCGCCAAAGUGCAGAAAAAGAAGAAGAAGAAGAGGGACAAGACUGACCUGGAGAAGAACCUCGCUGCGGGAGACGACGACACCGUUGUGAGGAGGAACGCCGACGACGAUGACAACGACGACGGGCCAAAGGACGUGGUCGCGCAGCAAGGCGAGGUCGAGGAUGACGAGACUCCCGUGGUGCCAAAGACGGAAUCGGAACGGCGGUAUGCAGAGGUCAAGAAGAAACGGCUCCUUCAAAUGACGCAGGCCUCCGGCACGAGAUCCGAACUACUCAAGACUCACAAAGAGCGCGUCGAGGAGCUCAAUACGUACCUUUCCAAGCUGAGCGAGCAUCACGACAUGCCCAAGAUCGGCCCGGGCUAG